This is a messenger RNA of Cinara cedri, 5773 nucleotides long. The record is from the annotation of a GenBank genome assembly. NCBI's taxonomy places the organism in Eukaryota, Metazoa, Arthropoda, Insecta, Hemiptera, Aphididae.
AAAGUGCUAUGCGAACAUGUGGAUGUGAAUUGUGAAAUUAUUUGUAGUUACAUUAGGUACUAACGAAAAAUCUUGUUUUUUAAAUUUGUAACUUAUAUAAAUAAUUCGACUUGGGACUUAAAGUGUAUUAAUUAUUAUAUUUAAAUAUUAAUUUAACUGAAUACAUUGUUCUUCCAAAUAUAUUUUGUUUACAUCAAUCAGUGUUUGAAGAUCUGUUAUAUUGUGAGUUCCGAUUAAUAGGUAAAUAUAUUUAGAUAUUCAUAAAUAUUUUCUAUUUAAAAAAAACCAUAAAAUUAGUAUAUUAUUCAGUGUUUUUUUUUUUUUUUUUGUAUAAAGUUAUCAUGGAUGAUGUAUAUACUGUCGGAGCAUUAGGUGAUUUGAUUUCGUCAACUAGAAAAAAUAAAAAAACCAAAUCUGGUAAGUGUUUGAUCAAUACUGUUAACAUUAUUAUUUUAUAAAUACAGUCAACUUACGAUAUAACGAAUAUUCGUUGUUUCCUUGAAAAUCUAGUGAUGUAACUAAAUAUUAAAUGUGUUUUGGUCCCCUCAAUAAAAUAAAUUUUUUUAGUCACAGCUCUUGCGAUGUAACAAGUUUUUACAAUUUUGAAGCUAAUAAAAUAUAUUAAAAAUAAAUAGCUUGAUAUUACGAAGUUUUUCUACUAACUCAAAAGCAAUGGCACGCUUGAAAACACGUUGCAUUUCAUACAUUUUAUAAACAUUGUGAUUUUAGGUACUGAUUUAAUAUGUCAUCUGCUGUACAUUUAUGGUUUAGUAUAGUAUGCUAUCUACUGUAUAUUCCCUGUAUAAACUUUAUCAUUUUGGCAUUAAGAUUAAAAUUCAAUGAAAUUAUAUUAUAUCUAUAAAUAUUUAAUUAUUUUGAAAUUAAGAAUUAGGCUUUUUACAACAAAGAUGAAUUAACUGUGAGUCAUUUGUGUUGACAUAUAAUUCAAAAUGAAGAAAUAUGUGAACGGUUUUUAAAAAUCCAUGAAUUAUUACCUAAUGAACAAACAUCUACUAAAAUCAAAUAUCAAUUUGUGGUGAUUUUAAAUGAAAUUCUUAAAAAUAGUAGGAAACGAAAUUCAGAAAAAAUUGACAAAGUAGAAAUACCAUAUUAUAAAUGUAAGAUAAUUUGUAUUUUUAGAUAGCAUAUUAAAUCAACAUAAAAUUAUGGUAGAUAGUAUAUUGAACGAGUGCUCAAUUAUACUAUGUAUGUAAAUAUUAUAAAUUAAUAUAAAUUUUUACUUGUAGUGGGUUGAUUUAAAAUUUGAAUCUUCCUUUAAAUCUCAUUAAAACUAAUUUUAUUGGUUUAUGCUCUUGAUAUAAUUAAUUUUUGAUGUACCAAACUUUUUCCUCGUCUUUUAAAAUUCGUAACUUUACAAGUUGACUGUAUAUUUAAUUAAUAUCAAUAAUCUUAUAAUUGUUUGUAUUUCAGGUAAGAUUAAGACAGAAAAUGUUCAGUCUGAAACUAGCCUAGAUUCAUUUAAAAUUGAAAAUGUUAAUAUAAUCAAAGAUAAAACACCAAUAAUAAAUCCCGAUGGAUUAAAAAAAAUAAAACCAACAAAAUGUAUUACAACUAAUGAGGUUAGCGAGGAAACCCCACUAAUAAAUCCAAACAAAUUAAAAAGGAAAAAAAUAAAUAAAUUAAUCAAACCUCUUGAUGAUGAGGACAAAUCACAGAUGAAUCCAAAGAAAUUAAAAAAAAAAAAAAUGGAUAAAUCAACUAUGCCUAAUGAUGAUAAGGAAAAAUCACCAAUGAAUCCAAAUAAAUUAAAAGAAAAAAAGAAAGAUAGAUCUAUUAAACCCAAUUCUGGAAAAAUUGAAAAAAAAAAUCCUGUGUCCAAAUUAGAGUAAGUGAUUUUUAUUAUUAUUUCAAAAAAUGUAUUAAUUUAAUUCAUACCUAUUAUUUAUAGAGAUAUUAAAUCGUCUGAGGAAUAUAUUGAAAAAGAAUCAAGAACCAUAUUUGUUGGUAAUGUUCCUGUGAAUAUCAAAAUGUCAGCAAUAAAAAAAUUGUUCAAACAAUUCGGAGAAAUAGAAACUACUAGACUAAGAAGUGUAGCUGUUAAGAGCCUUGAUUUGCCUAGACGUGUAUCCAUAAUAAAAGGAAAUUUCCAUCCUCAAAGGGAUACUGCUAAUGUAUAUGUACGGUUCAAAACAAAAGAUGCUGCUCAAAAAGCAUUAUGUUUAAAUUCCACUAAGUUUGAAGAACAUACCAUCCGGGUGGAUAUGUCUUUGAAUACAGAUCACAAACAAAACAAGAAAAAAGCAAUUUUUAUUGGUAAUCUUCCCUAUGGUGAGUUUUAUUUUAAAUUGUAUCAACUUGUGUAUGGCGGUUCUUAUUGUAAAUAUUUGUGGUAAUAUCACAGUACUAGAAUAGGAAGUGAACAUAGGUGAAAGGAACACUCUAUCAUUUUUCCAUAGAUUUUAAUGAACCACUUUAACCCAAAAACUCUUGAAAAGCAACUCUAAAAUUUGUAUUGUACAACUGUUAAUUAUUAUUGUUAUCCCGAAUUCCAAUUUAGUUAAUAGGGCUUUUGGAUCCAGAAAAACUUUACUAAAAACCUGUUCACAUAGAUUUUAAACAUAUUAUUUUCCCAAACCCAAAAGCCAAAGAUUAACUUAAAAUUAUAAUAUAUUUUAGAUUGAGAGUAUAGUGGGGAAUCUAUUGGUUUUGCUAUGAUGUGGGCUUAUUUUUUUUCUGUCUAUCUUGCUUCAAUAUAUUGAGUUUAGUGCCUUUUCUGAAAGGAAAUUUCAUCUAGUUGGUGCAUUAGAGAUAUUAUUUUCAAAUGGAUUUUCGAAAAAAUUUAGGAAAAACCAGAAAGGAAAUUACAGUUAAAACAGCAAAUAUUUAUGGAAUGCUGCAGCAUUACUGAUUUCAUAAUUUUUAAUUGUUACAACUUAUGUUUAUAAUAAUUCGGAAAUACAAUUUUUUUUAAAUUAGGACACCGAUUUCAUUAUUUAAAAUUGUUAAAAUUAUAUUUUUCUACUAGAAAUAUUGCUCCAAUAGAAAACAAUAUUUUAUUGUUGAAUUUUUAAUUUAGUUUUUGACCAACAAAGUCAUUUUUUUGAUUUUCUUUGUAGUUUUUUUAAUAUUUAAGUAAACACAAAAAUAAUUUUUUUAUUUAAAAUUUUUUUUUAAUGUAAUUCAGUUUAAAAUAUCCCCAGACUUAAAUUUUUACAAAAAACUUAUGAUCACUUUUCUAGAUAUUUUAAUUUUGCAAAUUGUCAACAUAAUUUUUAUUUGGUAGGUAUUCUGUGGAUAAAAUGAUUAGACUUGACGGAAAUACUUGAAAAUUUGACAAGAGGUUCAUUAUAAGCAUUACUUAGUGAUAAAAAAAAAAAUUGAGUAAUAAAGUUUUUUUUUGUAUGAAAGUUCAAAUCAAAUUUUGAGAAAAAUCAUAAAUAUUACAGCCUUUCUAAACAUGUUUAACCAAACUUAACUUUGAAUCCUUUUUCCUUAGCAAUGGUUUAUUGUUGGUUACAGGUAUAAAUUAAAUAACUUUAUGUAUCCCACCUUCCCAACUAGAACAGUGGCCACACCCAUCCCCAGUAUGUUCUUCUUUUUUUUUUAACAACUUUUUAACUAAAAAUGUUGCUCUGAUCAUCAAAAUUAACUGGUUUCUUGUAAAUAUAUUUGUCUAGCUAGGGAUGAUAUUUUUUUAUUUUUUUGCUAUUUAUUUAAUGAUUGGAGAAGCUGGAAAGUCAGAAAAAUAAAUAUAAUUGUGAAAUAAUUACAUUUUUUAUUAAUUUUUAUCAUAAUUCAGUGAAAAAUAAUUUUAGAAAAUUUAAAUUUUGACCAAUUACUUAUAUUAACUCUGUAUGUGGUAAUUUUUUUUUAAUGUGGAAAAAAUUGUUGCAAUUAUUUAUUUUUAUCGGGUUUUAAGUUUAUAAAUUAAUACAAUAUACAAUUUAAAUAAAAAAUAUUUUAUUGAAUUUUACUCAGAAUCAUUUUUCAUUUGCAAUAAUUGAUUGGUACAUUGUACAUACAGUAUAUAAAUUAAAUUACCCUAUAUGUACUUAUAAUAGUAACCUAGCCAUAGUUCAAUGUAUAACUAUUUUUUUUUUUUCAAUACUUAGUGAUAUUCACCAAUGUUUAAUAGGGGUGAUAAAGUUAUUUUAUACUUUUGUAAUUAUUAAAUUUAUACUAUGAGUCUACACCCACAGUAUAACUUACAGUAAACUGGGGGGAUGAAGUUCCCUCGGUUCAUUGUAACAUUUGUUUGCAAUGGACCAAUGUUUUCGACAGUGCCCAUCCUAAAUUUUUUAACCAAUUUGAAUAUUGAAGAUUAAUCAUUAUAUAUACAUACAAAUGUAUAUCUACUUUUGCUUUUGUUUAGGUAUUCAAGAAGACGAAAUAUGGGAAUUUUUCAGAGAAUGUGGGGUUGUAUCUGCUGUGCGUGUAGUUCGUGAUAGCACAACUGGUGUUUCUAAAGGUUUUGGAUUUGUUGAUUUUGAAGUAAGGAUUAAAAAACAGCAUAUUAAAUGUUAUUUUAUUUUAAAACCAAUUGGUAUUAUGCAUUUUGGAUAGAUUCUAAUCUGGAAAAUUCACAAAGAAUAAUAUAAAAUAUACAACUAUUGUAUGUAGUAAUUAACUAUUUUUGUUUUAGUCAAAAGAAUGUGUAGAAUUUGCCAUGCAGUUGCAAGGUAAAAAAAUUCAAAAUAGAGAAAUUCGUAUUAAAAGAAUAGAUACCAAAACUAAUUCUAAAAAGUUGGUUAACAAAUCAUUCAUCAAAACACCAGUACAAUUUAGAAGAACUAAACCUACUCAAAAUACUCAAAAUUUCCAAGGAGAAACGAUGAAAUCAAAAAUGCACAAAAAGGUAAUACAAGUUUAUUAUAUUUCAUAGUAGAUAAUAGUUGAUUGAAACUUUUACUCUUUUAAAUUUAACCUUUCACAAUCUUUAAAAAUUAUCUGUGAAAAUAAAUAUUUCAGUGUACUAUUUCAUAUACUCCUCUUUAUUUUAUCAGACUUUUUGAAAUUAGAUACCCUAAACCUCCACCUCUACUUACAACAGUGCAACAUCAUCUUGCAUAAACAUUAUUUUUGUAUUAAAAAACGUUCAUGACUUCCAACUCCUACCCUGCUGUAUACUCAUUCUGUUAUCUCAUUAUCUCCAAAAUUAUGUAACCGUUUUGUAUUUGUAAUUUCAAUUUAACUAAUAUAUUAUAUUUUGUGUUUAUGUACAGAAAGGAAAACCAACAAAAGCUGAUUUGACAAGAAAGAAGAUAGCCAAACAAUUAAAUGCUUGAUUCCUAUUGUAUGAACUAAUGAAUAAACUGACUGAAAUUUUAAACUAAAUGAUUUAACAAAAUAAUAGCAUGUAUUUUAAUGAAAUUAAUCUUAUAAACUUAGUUUAAUUAUUGUUAUCAAUCGAAAGACCUUGUAAUUAUACUAUAAAACCUUUAUUUUAUAUAAACUGUAUAAUUACUAAAUUUAUUUUUAUAUAUUGCUAUGUUACAUAAUAUUAGUUAUUUCAAAAAUAGUUUGCUUUAAAUUUAUACAAUAAAAAACUUGUCCAAACUGAUCAUUUACUCUUUUACAUCACCAAUACCAUCAGCAUUGAUAGCAAACAUAGCUUCUGAUUCGGGUAAACAAGGAGAAUCAUAUAUUUUGCAUAUUCUAGUUUCCCCUCUUCCCUUACGCAAAUACAAUCUGGUUGUUGAAGCAUGAGCCAUAAUAUUUCCACCAAUUGGUUUUUUAGGAUCUGCAGCAAACAUUGAUGCACCAUCAACUUGAGCAACAACUUGAUUUGUAAUAAUAACAGCAACACCGAACU